CCAUGGAAACCAGCCUCCCAGGAAGUGGCCAGAGGGUUAGUGUGUGGUGAAAUAAAGCUACACAAAUGUCAGGAAGGAAACAACUGCUUUGUAGAGCUGGGUUAACUUUGGGAAUACCUUGACUAAAAUAAGCCAUAUUAAAGGCCAUAAACCACUAACCUCAUGGUUUUACCCUGUGUGGUUUUAAUGGGAAAUGGGCCUGAGCCACUCUAAGGCUCACCAGAGGGUAACCAAAGUAGCACCUUUGCAAGACAAAGAGGAAGAAACUCCCUCCGCAGGCCUGGUGGACUUUGCCUUCACUCAGAAUCUGGAAGAAAAGAGUUCAUGUUCAUUCUCAAGACUGCAGGACCGCAAUAAAGCUUUGGAAGGGCAGCUGCCACCUCUACGAGAGACGUGGUAUGGAAGAUAUUCUGCAGUCCUUCAUGUGCCCAGGGCAAUGUAUUUUGACAUCCCACUGGAACAGGGAGAAACAAGUAUUAUUAAAAGGCAUCCACCUCGAAGAUUCCAAAAGCUUGAACCCAUUGACCUGCCACAAGUAAUGACUUCUGAAAGACUCCUGAGCCAGCAAGAAGCUGCGAGGACUCAAAAGGCAAAGCAGGAACUGGAAAAGAAUAUGCAAAUUCCCACGUACCCUUCUGGGAAAAGACAAUAUUUACAUAAGAUGCAAAUGCUGGAAAUGAACCGUAAAAGACAAGAGGUCCAAGUGGAACUGAAGAAAAGUCUUCACAAGGAGGCAAAAAUUAAUAAGCAGAGACAGAGGGACCACAAAACCAAGAAAAUCCUUCAAAGCAUCCCAAGAAAUGAUGACGGUGACUCUCUAAUCUCGUUGCCUGAUGAAACCUUGAACAGAAGUCCAGGAAAUUCACAAAAUGCAGAAUUUUUGGAACAUCAACCAAGGAAUGACUAUUGUCCCCGGAAAACUGGCAAAAUGGAAACAUGGCUCCAUGAACAAGAGGCUCGGGGACAGCUUCUCUGGGACAGUUCCAGCUCUGACUCAGAUGAAUUGGGGAAAUUUGAAAAGAAACCACGAGCAUUGGUGAGGACCAGGACAGAGAGAAUCCCACUUUUUGAUGAGUUUUUUGAUCGGGAAUAAUACUGCUCUUCACUAACCUAGACAUGGAGUGCAUUGAAAGCCUGCUUUCCUGUAAAAAUUCUUCAAGUUAGUAUAUAAAUUAUCCUGAGGACACCAGUUGGCUUAAGAUUAAAGAUGAGGAGUUCCCGU
Messenger RNA from Sus scrofa (pig), 1222 nucleotides. RefSeq names its product coiled-coil domain containing 198 (gene CCDC198). Lineage: Eukaryota; Metazoa; Chordata; Mammalia; Artiodactyla; Suidae. The record is from RefSeq and is a predicted model, not a curated record.